AUGAGCGAGAAAGUUGGACCAUUGUCGUUUGAUACACCUGCACCUGGUGAAAUGUCAUUCGACAAGCCAUAUUCUGAAGCUACCGCGCAGCUCAUCGAUCAGGAAGUUCGCGAUAUGGUCCAGAAUGCGUUGAAACGUACGAGAGAGUUGCUAUUGGAAAAGAGAAGCGAUAUCGAAAAGGUAGCCCUUCGCCUACUGGAAAAGGAAGUUCUUUCACGAGAGGAUUUAGUAGAAUUGGUUGGAAAACGGCCGUUUGUUGAAAAGAACACGUAUGAGGAAAUGGUGACAGGAACUGGAGGUCUUGAUGAAGACACACAAUUGCCAAAAGGUCUCGAAAGCUGGAAUAAGGAAAAAUCAACACCUGGAAAGAUUGAUGAGAAGAAUUAG
Molecule: messenger RNA, 387 nt
Organism: Caenorhabditis bovis
Lineage: Eukaryota; Metazoa; Nematoda; Chromadorea; Rhabditida; Rhabditidae
Source: the annotation of a GenBank genome assembly